Molecule: messenger RNA, 851 nt
Organism: Caenorhabditis auriculariae
Lineage: Eukaryota; Metazoa; Nematoda; Chromadorea; Rhabditida; Rhabditidae
Source: the annotation of a GenBank genome assembly
AUGGCCGAUUCUGGACGCAGCCCUCGUGCCGGCGGUGCCGUCAGACAGCGUCGUGGAGGUAUUUUAUAAUAUUUAUUUUUGUUAAAUCAUCAAGUUUUUUUCCCAAUUUCCCUUUUUUUGGAUUAUUUUUUUUUUUUUUCUUAGAGUCUGGCUAUUGAAACAGAAAGUUUUAUUUUAUAGAUACUAUGACGUGAUUAAAGGGGUAGACGACUUUUAAAACAUGAAAUUAGAUCAAAUUUUUACCAUUUAUUUUAUUUUCAUAGAUAUUUUCUUUUAUAGCAGUACUUUUGACCAAAUCUUGCUGUAGCUCAUUCCGCGCUAGCUUGUCACGAUUUUUUUUUUACUUCGAGAACCAUUUUUUUUCGAAAUGCGGAGCCUGUCUCUGUACAUCCUUUAAUUCAGCUCAAAAAAAUUUCCGUUAUAAUAAAGGCUCAUGCAUGGCGAGAGCGUUUCGAAGGAAAGGGUUCCGUAGCUCGAAGAAAAAAUAAAUUGUGGAAAAAGAAUAUAAAAGCUGGAAUGAAAUGGAAUGGCCUAUACUAAGCCUUUACCGACUAUUUUCAUUUAUUUUCUGAAGCUUGAGAAUUUUUAAAAGACCGACCCUAAAGGCAGGUUUAAAACUACCUUCGACUUGAACCCUGCUUCAUUCCGAAACACGCUUAAAAAUUGCAGGAGCCACCGCUGCGCCAGCUCGCGCUCGCGGCAACAACACCGGCAGCAUCUGGCGCUAUUCUCCGGAAGACUCGACCGGCUUGAAGAUCGGACCAGUCCCAGUCCUCGUCAUGAGCCUCGUCUUCAUCGCUUCCGUCUUCGUCUUGCACAUCUGGGGCAAGUUCACCCGCAGCCGUGCUUAA